AUGAUCAUUCGCAUUCACGGUCAUGAGGCCGCGGUCGACGAAGCCGGCGUCCGUCGAGGCAACCUCGGACCGUGCUCUAUAUCCAACUAUGAGGUUCUGCCGUACGGCAUACAUACGCUGGAAGAGGUAUACGGCAAACGUUCGAAGCAGAGGACGCGCAUGAUACGAUGGAAGUCCAGGACGAGAAGACUUUGGGACCUUUCGAGAAUUAUUGGCACGGCGCGUAUUGCCGCACGCGGCAUCAUGCCCCUUCUUCCCGACGGUAUCGACCUCACGGAACUGGUGCACCGUUGUCGGCCUGAUUCUCCUAGGCCUGUCCUUACCGAUAUGAGCGACGGAUACAAAAGGGUCCCCAGCCUCUGGUUUCCUGAUGGCAACCUUGUCCUGCGUGUCGAUCGCCACCUCUUCCGCGUUCAUACCAGCAUCCUUUCUCUUCACUCAUCCUUCUUCCGGGAUAUGAGCGCUCUCUCAAAGCCGGAUGCAGGGGAAACAUACGAUGGCGCUGCCCUUGUCACGCUGAGUGACGAUGACCCGCGCGACGUGCGCCAGUUCCUCAAGGCCGUCUAUAUACCGCAAUACUUCCUACCAUAUCCUGCGCCUACCACCUUUCCUAUCAUCGAGGGUGUCUUGCGUAUAGCCCACAAGUACGACGCGCACAUCUUGCGCCGCACCGCACUGCAACUUCUCUGCAAAUCCAACGUGAUAGCAGAACAGAUGCUCGUCUACGCCUAUGCUCCAGAGGCCAUGUACCCGCGGGACUCGGCCUCUGCCAUAGCAGAAGUCAAGGCUAUCAUCACACUUGCUCGAGACGUACAAGCCCUCUGGCUUCUCCCCAACCUGAUGUAUAGGACCAUGUCCUGGGCGCCACACGAGCUAUUCUCUACCGAGAAUUGGGAGGGUCGCGACAGACGCCUAACUCAGGAGGACAUCAUACGUGUCCUUGCAGGCGCUCAAUCCCUACGAAAGCUUAGUAUUCCACACAACGUCCUCUUUGUAGAUGACCUUGGCUGCCCGCUUUUUCGGCCUUCGCAAACCUGCCUCCAGAGGCGCACCAUCUCUUUCAAUCAGGAUAUCCUCGUUGGCUUCCAGGAUGCACCGCUGACCUGUCUAACUUGGGUCAUUGACACCGCUGAAGUCGUGGAUCACAUGUGCCGGGAUUGCGCUGGGAAGCUUCGCAAGAAUUUCAGGGAGUGGCGUGUCGCUUUAUGGAGGCAGAUUCCCAAUGCUUUCGACCUUCCGGAGUGGCCAGAGCUGACGGCAAUGCAACAAAGCGAUCUGGAGCCACUACCUGUCAGCAAUCAAAGUGCCGAGGAUGAAUUAGAUUAG
This is a messenger RNA of Schizophyllum commune H4-8, 1326 nucleotides long. RefSeq lists its product as uncharacterized. NCBI's taxonomy places the organism in Eukaryota, Fungi, Basidiomycota, Agaricomycetes, Agaricales, Schizophyllaceae. Gene Ontology annotation, molecular function: protein binding. Bases 1 to 1326 code for a protein of 441 amino acids. The transcript has 4 exons. The record is from RefSeq and is a predicted model, not a curated record.